AUGAACUUCCCUGCAAUUCAGCAGUCGAUUAUCAAAUGUGCCGCUCAGAAUGGACAUGUGCAAUGCAUGUCGAUCAUCGCAAACCACGGGCCAUCGCUGAAGACAUCGUUGAAACCGUGCAUCCUGGCUGCCGGAAACGGACACUUCAAAUGCCUCCAAUAUGCACAUGACUUGGGUUUCCCUUGGAACAAGGCGGUUAUUGAGAAUGCAGCGAAAAGAAAUCAACUUGAAUGUCUCAUCUUUGCCCAUAAAAAUGGGUGUCAUUGGACGGAAUAUGCUUGCAUUAUUGCCGCGAGACGAGGUCACCUUCGGAUAGUUAGGUAUUUAUUAAACAACGGCUGUCCCAUUAGUUGGAAGGCAUGCUACGCCGCUGCAGCAGGUGGCUACCUAGACUGUCUUCAGUACCUUCAUGAAAACGGUUGCCCAUGGAACAAAUACACACCCAUUAUAUCUGCGUCCAAAGGCUACAUUCAAUGUUUGGUCUACGCAUACGAAAAUGGUUGUAUGUGGGAUAAAAAAACGUGCAAGUCAGCUGCAAAAUACGGACAACUAGCAUGUCUUAAAUACGCACAUGAGCAUGGCUGUCCGUGGGACGAGUYGACAUGCCAAUAUGCUGUGCGAUACGGCCAACUAAAUUGCCUCAAAUACGCCAUCGAGAACGGCUGCCCCUUGACCGAACGGACGUGUAAUGAGGUCCAACGAAACAACAACGUCAAAUGUCUCCAGUACGCCCGCCGCGCAAUUCAAUCCCAAUUAUAG
Messenger RNA from Diuraphis noxia (Russian wheat aphid), 759 nucleotides. RefSeq lists its product as uncharacterized. Gene Ontology annotation, molecular function: protein binding. The record is from RefSeq and is a predicted model, not a curated record. Lineage: Eukaryota; Metazoa; Arthropoda; Insecta; Hemiptera; Aphididae.